Molecule: messenger RNA, 1874 nt
Organism: Chinchilla lanigera (long-tailed chinchilla)
Lineage: Eukaryota; Metazoa; Chordata; Mammalia; Rodentia; Chinchillidae
Gene: Sirt7
Product: sirtuin 7
Exons: 9
Coding region: 56-1210 (384 amino acids)
Molecular function (GO): NAD+ binding
Source: RefSeq, a predicted model, not a curated record
AUGCUGCUGUGUGCCUGCCGGCCGAGGCGGAAGUCGGAAGCGCGGUUCAGGAGUGAUGGCAGCCGGUGGUCUGAGCCGCUCUGAGCGCAAGGCAGCGGAGCGAGUCCGGAGGCUGCGAGAGGAACAGCAGCGGGAGCGUCUUCGCCAGGUGUCGCGCAUCCUGAGAAAAGCGGCUGCGGAGCGCAGCGCUGAGGAGGGCCGGCUGCUGGCAGAGAGUGAGGAUCUGGUGAGGGAACUGCAGGGCCGGAGCCGGCGGCGUGAGGGCCUGAAGCGGCGGCAGGAAGAGGUGUGCGAUGACCCCGAGGAGCUGCGGAGAAAGGUCCGGGAGCUGGCCAGCGCCAUACGGAACGCCAAAUACUUGGUGGUCUACACAGGCGCCGGCAUCAGUACGGCAGCCUCUAUCCCAGAUUACCGGGGCCCGAAUGGAGUGUGGACGCUGCUUCAGAAAGGGAGAAGUGUGAGCAGUGCUGCUGACCUGAGUGAGGCUGAGCCCACUCUCACCCACAUGAGCAUCAUGCAUUUGCAUGAGCAAAAGCUGGUGCAACACGUUGUGUCUCAGAACUGUGAUGGGCUCCACCUACGAAGUGGGCUGCCUCGCACAGCCAUCUCGGAGCUCCAUGGGAACAUGUACAUUGAAGUCUGCACCUCCUGCAUCCCCAACAGGGAGUACGUGCGUGUGUUUGAUGUGACAGAACGCACCGCUCUCCACCGACACCAGACAGGCCGGACCUGCCACAAGUGCGGGUCUCAGCUCAGAGACACCAUUGUGCACUUUGGGGAGAGGGGAACGUUGGGGCAGCCUCUGAACUGGGAGGCGGCAACGGAGGCUGCCAGCAAAGCAGACACGAUCCUGUGUUUAGGGUCCAGCUUGAAGGUACGCGCCGAUGACAACAUGAGCUCCUGGGAAGUAAGAUUGUUAACACCCCUACCUGCCCAAACCCAUCCAUUGGCAUUUGUUCAUUUCUCCAGCCUUGUUCUCUUCGUGUGCUGUGUCUGUCCAUCCAUUCUCCAGGUUCUAAAGAAGUAUCCAUGUCUCUGGUGCAUGACCAAGCCUCCCAGUCGGCGGCCCAAGCUCUACAUUGUGAACUUGCAGUGGACUCCAAAGGACGACUGGGCUGCCCUGAAGCUUCACGGGAAGUGUGAUGAUGUCAUGCAGCUCCUCAUGGAUGAACUGGGCUUAGAGAUCCCCCUCUACAAUAGGGUCUUAUAGGGGAAAUCAGUAACUUCUUUUAAUCAAAGGGUUCAAGAAAUUAAGGAUCCCUUCACCUCUGGGCCUGGCAAUUCUUGUAUGUUAUGUUUGUGGUGUUCUGUGAUGUGGGCCUAUCGUGUCCUGUAUUUUUUUUUUUUUUACAUUAACUUAGUUCAUUUUCUUUAUCAGUGCAUAUCUGUAUCUUAUGUUUAUAAUCUGUGGUUCUACAUCUCAGACACAUGACUCCUUCACAGUAUAGUCUGUAGGCCACACCUCCCUAGUCAGCUGGCUUUCCCUCCCUCCAUCGAGCAGUCUGGGAAGUGGGAAGAGGGUCUGGUCUGUCUGCCCCUGGCCAUAUGAGUGAAAGGUGGGGCCCAGGGUUGCUAGUGAUUCACCCCUGGAGACAGAGGUGGCCUGGACUGCGGCCACCCUGCCCUAUCUAUGCCUGCACUGUGGAUGAGGCACUGAGUUCUGAGAAGGCCAGCAAGGGCUGGUACUGGCCUGUGAGUUGCCACCCAAGGAGGUUACCUCUCCUGCAGCUCUUCUGUAGCUUGGUAACAGCCACAACUAAGACACAGGGAGGGAAGGGUCAGGAGGGCAGGUGACCUCCUCAGACAGCUUUCCCCUUGAGGGGGCGGGUUAUGACUGGGUGUCUUGAGGUCUGCCUGAUGCCGCUUUCCUUUUU